Suillus subaureus is the source of this 2033-nucleotide messenger RNA. Its product is annotated as Creatinase/aminopeptidase. NCBI's taxonomy places the organism in Eukaryota, Fungi, Basidiomycota, Agaricomycetes, Boletales, Suillaceae. Gene Ontology annotation, molecular function: metalloaminopeptidase activity; manganese ion binding. Bases 44 to 1630 code for a protein of 528 amino acids. The record is from RefSeq and is a predicted model, not a curated record. The transcript is spliced from 8 exons.
CCCGGAUCUACUGCAAUCUCAUCCAUUCACUUCAUUCAUCAUCAUGUUCGGGUCGAGUUACUGCGCGAGGGCGCACGUGCAGAGGACGUUCGAACAGCUCAUGAAUGUGCUUCCAUCGCAGUUGAAGGAUAAGCCCCAAGUCAUUCUUCUUGCAGGAGGAAGAACACCCUUCCGAAACGACACAGAUCGCGAGCUACCAUUUCGCCAAGAAUCUAAUUUCUACUACCUCUCAGGAUGCUCCGUGCCUGGAUCAUUCCUUCUUGCUCUAUAUCAGCCUGAACAUACGAAUGCGUCCACAAGGCUGAGUGUGAAGCUAUCUAUCCCGGAAAUACAGGCCGCAGAUCUCAUGUGGAGUGUUCCUCCACCCACAAUCGAGGAAGCGAAGCAGUUGUUCGACGUAACCGACAUUGCGUAUAGCUCAGAGCUACAAGGUACCAUUGAGUUACUCCUUCAGUCACAUUCCGAAGCUGUCUUCCAUACUCUGCCGCGCAACUCGCCUCUAUUUCCCACUUUACCCGAGGAGUACAUGGCGACUAUUGUUACAUCAGAGACCCACACCGCAACGGAUGCAUACUUACUCUCUUCCUUGCACAAAACACGAUUGAUCAAGGAUGAGAACGAGGUAGCGAUGCUCCAACGCGCGAACGAUAUCAGCUCCAGAGCGCAUGAGACCGUCAUGCGCGUUUUAGGCAACGCAGUACAGGGCGCAGGCAUUGAUCGCCCUCUUCUUCCUGGAGAGUGGCUGAUUGAGAAAGAGGCGGAGGCGGAGGCGAUCUUUGUUGCAUCAUGCCGACGUGAAGGAGCCGUUCAUCAAGCAUAUCUUCCUAUCGUCGCUGCCUCCAGGAGAGCCGCUACGUUACACUACUGUUGUAAUGAUCGAGAGUUCACCUGGGGACCUAUAAAGCCACACGAUCAUUUGAACCACGGCGCAUUGGCACACGGCCCUGCACCCGAAAGGCAGUUAGAGCCUCAGCUACUUCUUAUCGACGCAGGAUGCGAAUGGGAUUGCUACUCUGCGGACAUUACACGCACGAUGCCUGUUGGUAAUGGCGGAAAGUUUACUGAGAAAGGCAAGCAGAUAUACUCUCUUGUGCUGGAAAUGCAGCAGAAAUCGAUGAAAACUCUCAGGCCUGGUGUCCACUGGGACACCAUCCAACUGCUCUGUCACCAGAUUCUUGUGGAGGGGUUUCUCGACCUCGGACUCUUCAAAGGCUCGAAAGACGAGAUUCUGCGCUCUGGAAUUAGCUCGGCCUUUUUCCCUCACGGAGUCGGGCAUUCACUCGGGAUGGAUGUACAUGACGUCCCGAGUGCAAGUAAACCAAUAAACAACAUGACUAUUCUACAAGACAAAGUUGGGCACCCCAGUUUUUACACAUACCUGCGGCUCCGGCUGCCACUCGCAGAGGGCAUGGUCGUGACCGUUGAGCCGGGGAUCUACUUCCAUGAACACCUACUCAAGGCUGUAGAUGAGUCUGAAUAUGUGAACCACAACUUGUUGGAGGAGUAUCGCGAAAUGGGCGGCGUGCGCAUUGAAGAUGACAUAUUGAUCACUUCAGAUGGGUGCGAGAACCUCACCAAGGUUAGGAGUGAUGUUGAGUGGCUAGAGUCGGUGUGCUCUGGGGAGAUUUGAACGUAGAAAGUCGUUUGUAAGAGUAUUCGUGUGGAUAAUGGUUUCAAUGACAUUUGCUGGAAACCCGCUGAUGCUGGAUGUUUAACAGGAACUGAAAUUUCACGCAGUUAAUCUUAUUGGGUGACUUUGAUUUAGCACAAGGUUUCAGCAGCGAAUAAUCUAGGACACUAAUCGUUUUUUUUUCGAGCCGCAGGAUAGUCGCAAUGUCCCUACUCUUGCCCAAUGUGGCCGGAUUUACAUACUUAUCCCCAAACACUACAGACACUCGAAGUACUGAUAUAUCAAAGAUCGUAAUGGAGCUAUUGACAUGUAUCCGCCGAAUUUGGGGCUGGAUGAAAUUUGCUAGCAAUGCGUAAUUGAUAUGUAGAAGAUAGGACACUUCUCGCUUGGAAACGCCGUAGGC